Messenger RNA from Patella vulgata (common limpet), 3150 nucleotides. Its product is annotated as glucose transporter type 1. Gene Ontology annotation, molecular function: hexose transmembrane transporter activity. The record is from RefSeq and is a predicted model, not a curated record. Gene Ontology annotation, biological process: monosaccharide transmembrane transport. The transcript has 12 exons. NCBI's taxonomy places the organism in Eukaryota, Metazoa, Mollusca, Gastropoda, Patellidae. The coding region runs from base 179 to 1666 and encodes 495 amino acids. Gene Ontology annotation, cellular component: membrane.
UUCAACCUCGAGCAAGCUAAUUUUAUAAGAAUCAUCAUAUGACAUUUUGUCUUUUUUUUAUUGUAUGGGAGAGAACAACGUAUAUAUAUGAAAUAUAAAAAUAUUUAGAAAAUAUAUGUAGCCCAUUUGGUCAGUUUUCUUAUCAACUUAUCUAGUCUGUGGAAAGAGAAGCAUUGAAAUGACAAGCAACACCAAAAUGGAUUCGGGUUUUACCAAACAGUUGAUAUUAGCAAUAGCAGCAUGUACACUAGGAUCCUCUUUUCAAUUUGGUUACAAUCUUGGUGUUGUCAACUCCCCAGAAGUGGUAAUGAAGAGUUUUUAUAACGAAUCUUACCAUAGAAAAGAAGGUAAAUAUAUAGAGGAUAGUUUAUUAACGUUGCUAUGGGCGUUAACUGUUGCUAUGUAUGCUGUCGGUGGUAUGAUUGGUGGAGUUAGUGCUGGUUACUGGAGCAACAAAUUCGGCAGGAAAGGUGCUUUAUUACGUAACAAUGUUAUAGCAGUAAUAGCUGCAGGUCUGUUGGGCUUUUCUAAAAUGGCUGAUUCGUAUGAGAUGUUGAUUGCUGGAAGAUUUGUAUGUGGAAUUAACGCAGGAAUAAAUACUGGUAUUGUUCCGUUAUAUCUGUCUGAGAUAGCGCCAAUAGAAUUACGGGGAUUCGCAGGAACUUUUAAUCAAUUAGCUAUUACAAUAGGAAUUGUUAUAUCUCAAGUUUUAGGAUUAGAUUAUAUAUUAGGCACAGAUGAACUAUGGCCGCUAGUAUUAGCUUUAACAUUAGUACCAGUUAUAUAUCAACUAUGUGUUUUAACAUUUUGUUGUGAAAGUCCCAGAUAUCUCAUGUUAACAAAACAUGAUGAGCAAGCCGCAAGGAAAGCUUUAAUAUGGUUCCGAGACUCAGAUGAAAUAAAUAACGAGAUUGAAGAGAUGAGGUCUGAAGCCGAGGAAGAAACACUCAGUAAAAAAUUUUCUGUUGGUGAUUUAAUCCGAACACCAGAACUACGAACACCAUUUAUCAUCAGUAUAGUUUUACAAUUAUCACAACAAUUCUCAGGUGUAAAUGCUGUUGUAUAUUACUCUACUAAUUUAUUCACGUCUGCUGGGCUGUCAAGUAAUAAUGCCGAGUACGCAACUGUAGGAGUUAGUAUGGUUAAUGUAGUCAUGACGUUAGUGUCUGCUUUUUUAAUGGAUCGUCUGGGCAGACGGACACUACAUUUAACAGGACUAGGCGGAAUGUUUAUAUUCACUAUUUUACUUACAGUAUCCAGAAUAUUUCAGCCCACAUAUCAUUGGUUAUCGUUUGUGUGUAUAUCAGCUGUUGUACUAUAUAUUAUUACCUUUGCGUCUGGUCCAGGAUCUAUACCAUGGUUUAUUGUAGCUGAAUUAUUUACACAGGGUCCACGAACAGCAGCUGUUAGUGUAGCUGUACUUGUUAAUUGGUUGUCAAAUUUUGUUGUUGGUUUUGUUUUCCCUAUUCUACAGUCAUCUAUAAAUGAAUACUCAUUCGUACCUUUUGCUGUGAUGCUCGCUGGUUUUUGGUUAUUUACCUAUGUAAUGUUACCAGAAACAAAAGGAAAAACGGUGGAAGAAAUUUCAGCUUUAUUUUUACCCAAAACACCAGCAAGAAGUAUAUCUAUAGAGCGAUUAACACAGUCAGAUUUAAUUAAUAUUUGAUGUAUUUAAUUAAUAGAAGACAAGGAGCUAGUAAUCUAAACCUGUAAUUCUUUCUAGAAAAUGCAUUUCUAUAAGGCCAUAUUAAAAAUAUAUAUUUUGGUUCUCAGCUAAGCCUCGGUCACUUUAAAAGGGCUGCAUCGCCCAUUUUAAUUUAAAAAAUAUAAAAACAUUGACUCCAGAAAAUGUGGGGUAGGCUCAUUUAUCAAGUAUGGAACCCUUAUAAAUGUUAUUGACAAUCAAAAAUAAUGCUGGAUAAUCCGUUACCAUAAACAACAUGAUGAAAUAAAUGAGGGGGUUGGAUGGCCGAAUGGUUAGCACGUGCGCGUUGAAUCAUGUCAUUAGACCUGUCAUUGAGUCAACUGGCGUGGUUUCGAUUCCCCACUUGUACGUGACAAGGAGUAGGGUCGCCUGUCCAACCUCGUGGGUUUUCUCCAGGUCCUCCGGUUUCCUCCCACUGCUAAAGACCACUACGUACAACCGAGUUAUUGAAAAAAAAUUGAACCAUGUGUUAGUCCCAAAAUUACCUGUGUCGAGUGGAGGUUAAACCCCAUUUCAGUCUGUCUGUGUGUCUCUCUAUGAACUAAAUGAUAUGAUUAGAUAAAUGUUUUGUCGCGAAAUAUGUUUACGAGAAGUCAUUUACCCCAGUAGUGAUCCUUUAUGCUAGUUUCACCACUAUCAUGAUUCGUGCUACGAUUAAAAUCGUGGUUUUAAUCGUAAAGUAAUUGUGGUGAUCAUGUCGGUUCUUGUCAUAUAUUGAGGUCGGUCGUAGCAAUUGUGUUGACCGUGUCGGAACAUAUCCGAACGUAUCUGCACGCAGUAGCUUCUGGACUCAACAGGGACAAUCCUACCAUAAUGCAUCACACGACAGUGGGAACCUAGCAUUAACAAAAUAAAAAUACAAAAUUUUUUACUAGGAUUACGUGACAAGGAGUAGAGUCGCCUGUCCAACUUCGUGGGUUUUCUCCGGGUCCUCCGGUUUCCUCCCACUGCUAAAGACCCCUACGAGCAAGUGAAUUAUUGAAAUAAAAUUAAACAUAUGUUAGUCCCGAAAUGACCUAGUUUGUGUCAAGUGGACUUUAAACCCCAUUUCUCUCUCUCUCUUUUAGUAAGUGUUGUCUGAAAACCAGAAUAUUUUUGUGUAUGGCCUAAGUUUUAUUGUCUGCUAUAUGAAGGCCACACCAAUUGAUAAUUUAUUUUCUUCAGGCCAGGAACACCUAUUAGAAUAUUUUGUAAUAUUUCUUAAAGCAUUUGCUUCCAUAUUUGUAAGUUUUAAAAUUUUAAACAAAACAUUUGUUGAUAAGGCUUGUGUGGCUGUUUAUUUGUCAAGACUCUCUGAAGACCCACAAAUUAAAUUGCUUUGGUCUAAUCGUACAUUUUUCAUUUUUAUUGGAAAUAUGUCGUGCCACUUUGAUCUCAUCUAUAAAUAAAACAUAAUGAUAUUUAUUUUGUAAAUGUUUUUAUUUUAUUUUUUUGAAUAACCUCAA